AUGCGUUUGAUGGCAUCCGCAGCCGCGCUAGCGUUCGUAGCACCAGCAUUCACAGCAUCGCUAGUUCGAUCAGAUACUACCCAAAACCAGUCCGGAUUUGCAGAGAACCCAGCUCUCUACAUGAAAGGCUUCCGGAAUCCAAGGAUAGUUACUUCAGUGGGCGGUCAUGCGACAUGUAUUUCAGGGAUUCUUGACGUGAAUGCAUCCGCCACGAAUCAACACCUUAAUGUCGAAAUGCCGGCGAAUUCGUCUGUCGUGACUGAGCUUAUACUUGAAAUCUUCCAAAGCAAUUCAACAUAUGCAGAAAAUUAUGGCGGUCCCCCAACUGAAGUCAGCGGAACCUAUGGAAUCUACUCACAGCUCUGUUUUCCGAAUGGCAAAAUUGACACAACAACUAUUCAGCUGCUCACACAUGGCAUCGGCUGCGAUAGAUCCUACUGGAACUUAGUGCCAGACUACUCCUAUGUUGACUACGUUGCCAAACAGGGUUAUACAACUUUCUUCUUUGAUCGUCUUGGAACAGGUCUCUCUGAUCACCCAGAUCCAAUCCAGGUUGUACAACUACCGCUACAAGUGGAAAUCCUCCACAGCAUUGUUCAGCUUCUCCGCACAGGGGCUAUCGCGGGCCAUAGUUUCAAACAUGUGAUUGGCGUCGGCCAUUCUUAUGGAAGUAUCCAGACUCAGGCGGUUACAGAAAAGUAUCCGCAGGAUUUUGAUGCCGUAAUCUUGACGGGCUUUACAACAUCUGUGACCGGAAUGCCUAUUGCCUUCUCCAGCCAGGACUUGGCAAUUGCUUCUGAAGUCCUGCCUACUCGCUUUACAGGUCUUUCAAAUGGGUACUUAGUCACUAGCCAUAUCCAGGGCAUCCAGUUCUUGUUCUUUCGGGCGCCGAGUUUUGAUCCAGCACUUUUGAACCUAGCGGAUUUGACGAAGCAGACUCUCACUGUCGGCGAGCUCAUCAGUUCACGUUCUCCUUCAGUCGCACCGAAGUUUACCGGCGCUAUUGAUGUAGUUGUUGGAGAGAAUGACGUGCCGGACUGCCAAGGAAAUUGUUUCUACCCGCAGAACUUGGUGUCUUCCGUCCAGGGUGAACUUUUCCCGGUUGCACGUAACUCUUCUAGCUGGUACAUCGUGCCUGGAACAGGACAUGGAAUAAACUUCCAUUAUACUGCUAAUGAGGCUUACGCACAAAUGCAGACCUUUCUCAGGAACAAUGGGUUCUAA
Molecule: messenger RNA, 1224 nt
Organism: Talaromyces amestolkiae
Lineage: Eukaryota; Fungi; Ascomycota; Eurotiomycetes; Eurotiales; Trichocomaceae
Exons: 1
Coding region: 1-1224 (407 amino acids)
Source: RefSeq, a predicted model, not a curated record